AUGAUCAGCUGUGACUCGGACCAGUUCCACUGCUCCAACGGGAAGUGCAUCCCGAAGUCGUGGAAGUGCAACACCAUGGACGAGUGUGGUGACAACUCUGACGAGGAGCUGUGCGUCCAGCCCAACCCCUCCGCAGCCUUCUCCUUCCAGCCCUGUGCCUUCAACCAGGUAGAGAUUACUGACUUUGUGUAGUCUAGGUCAAGGGGAUUGUGUAUUUGUAUAUAUUGUAUGUAUUUUCCAAUUUAAUUGAAUAUAAAGUGCCUUUGGGGUGUUAAAUGUACAGCCAAUCUUGUGCGCUGUCCAUUCUUUUGGCCACCUGAUAAAAACAAGGACCACAAUGGAAAUAGGUUUGUAGACUUUAUUGUGUUUUUAAUCUCCUACGAUUUUUGUUGAAUGUAUUGUUGUACUCCCAUGGCCGAGGCAACAAUAUGUCUUUUUAAAUUUGUCAAAUAAAAUUCCUUCAUUACUUUAUUCAGUUUCCCUGCCUGUCCCGCUACACCCGUGUCUACACCUGCCUGCCCGAGUCGCUCAAAUGUGAUGGCAGCAUCGACUGCCAGGACCUUGGUGACGAGAUUGACUGCGAUGUGCCGACCUGCGGCGACUGGCUGCGGAACUUCUACGGCACCUUCAGCUCGCCCAACUACCCUGACUUCUACCCACCAGGCAGCAACUGCACCUGGCUCAUCGACACGGGCGACCACCGCAAG
Coregonus sp. 'balchen' is the source of this 707-nucleotide messenger RNA. Lineage: Eukaryota; Metazoa; Chordata; Actinopteri; Salmoniformes; Salmonidae. The record is from the annotation of a GenBank genome assembly.